Molecule: messenger RNA, 5503 nt
Organism: Solea solea (common sole)
Lineage: Eukaryota; Metazoa; Chordata; Actinopteri; Pleuronectiformes; Soleidae
Product: matrix metalloproteinase-17-like
Exons: 10
Coding region: 395-2200 (601 amino acids)
Biological process (GO): extracellular matrix organization; collagen catabolic process; proteolysis
Cellular component (GO): extracellular matrix
Molecular function (GO): zinc ion binding; metalloendopeptidase activity
Source: RefSeq, a predicted model, not a curated record
CCACCACAGUCAGUGUGCUCGAGACGUAGCCGCCGCGAGGACACCUCCUGCUCCUCGGUGUCUCUGCCGGACUUUCAUCUUUAUUAUUAUUUAAAAACAGGGAAGUCACAGGUUUAUUCGUGGAUGUCGACACUCAGGUUAGAAGUUAGACGCGCAGAUAAACUGCUCUAAUUAUCUGUAGUGUUUUUUUUUUGUUGUUGUUGUUUUUUACCGGCACAGGUUUAAUGUGUUUUAUGUGUUUGCGCUCAACAGUCAGGUAGACUUGUAUUCAGCCUUUUUUUUUUUUUUAAAUAAAAAAAUUCCCCGGAGUGUCGGAGUGGGAUUGAUCCCGUGGAUGCGGGUGUCGGGGUCGGUGUGUGAGCCCCGCAGGAUCAGCCUGUCAUAGGGCAGCAUCAUGGUUUAUUACCCGGCUCCUCUCAAGUGGAUGAGGACUGUUUCAGUGGAGAUGCUGCUGCCGCUGCUGCUGCUGCAGAUACUGUGGCUUUUACCUGUGACUGGAGCGGCUCCUUCCCCUCAGACGACAGAGCAGCUGGACACAGGAGUGGACUGGCUGAGCCGGUUCGGCUACCUCCCGCCCCCUGACCAAGUCACUGGUCAGCUCCAGACCAAGGAAGCCCUGACCAAGGCCAUCAAAGCCAUGCAGAGGUUUGGAGGCCUGAAGGAGACCGGAGUCUUAGACAAAGCAACGCUGGGACUAAUGCAAACACCCAGAUGUUCUCUGCCAGAUGUGUCUGAGGCUGAGGUGACAGUGGGCCGCAGGAAACGCAGCGUGAGCGCUCAGAACAAAUGGAACAAGAGGCAUCUGUCCUGGAGAGUGAGAACCUUCCCUAAGGAUUCAGCCUUGCUGGGCAGGGACACCGUCCGGGCCCUCAUGUACUACGCCUUGAAGGUCUGGAGCGACAUCGCGCCCCUCAACUUCCACGAGGUGGCCGGCAGCGAUGCGGACAUUCAGAUCGACUUCACCAAGGCCGACCACGAUGACGGAUACCCCUUCGAUGGGCCCGGCGGCACCGUGGCGCACGCGUUCUUUCCCGGCGAGAGGUUCACAGCCGGAGACACACACUUUGAUGACGACGAGGCGUGGACCUUCAGAUCACCAGACUCCCACGGGAUGGACCUGUUUGCGGUUGCAGUCCACGAGUUCGGUCACGCCAUCGGCCUGGUCCACACUUCGGCUAUAGAGUCCAUCAUGAGGCCGUACUACCAGGGUCCGGUAGGAGACCCUCUGAAGUACGACCUGCCCUAUGAAGACAAGGUCCGCGUGUGGCAGCUCUAUGGUGUCAGAGACACGGUGUCGCACACCAAUCGACCGGCGAACCCGUCGCAGACCGCCGAGCCUCCAGUCCUGCUGGACCUUCCUGAGAACAGGUCGACCCUCAUGUUGGCACAGGACACGCCAGACAGAUGCACCAGUCACUUUGAUGCCGUGGCACAAAUACGAGGGGAGGCGUUCUUCUUCAAAGGGAAGUACUUUUGGCGACUCACUCGAGAGAAGCACUUGGUGUCUCUCCGUCCGGCUCAGAUCCACCGUUUCUGGAGAGGCCUUCCACCCAAUCUGGACAGCGUGGACGCGGUGUAUGAGCGACCGGGAGACCACAAAAUCGUGUUUUUUAAAGGUCUCAAGUACUGGGUUUUUAAAGACAACAUCGUGGAAGAGGGCUACCCCCGUCCAAUCAGUGACUUUGGUCUGCCCUUGGAAGACAUAGACGCAGCUUUCGUUUGGCUGCACAACGACAAAACCUACUUCUUCAAGGACAACAGCUACUGGCGCUACGACGACCACCUGCGACACAUGGACCUGGGCUACCCCAAGGACAGCUCGCUUUGGAAAGGGCUGCCACCUCAGCUGGACGACGCCAUGAGGUGGUCGGAUGGCUCGUCCUAUUUCUUCAAGGGGAAGGAGUACUGGCAAGUGCCGGGCAGUGGCAUGGAGGUGGAGGCAGGAUACCCCCGCCUCAUCGCUAAGGACUGGCUCCUGUGCGCCGAGAUGCAGUCAGACUCUCCCGACGUAGAGCCCAAAAACACGGACACGAGAGUCAACGUGCACCAUCACCCGGACCACGCGGAGAACGGCUUUGAGGUGUGCUCCUGCACCUCUGACUCCGCCUCUCCCUUGGGCGCCCGCCCCUCGCCGUCUCCCGCGUGGCUGCUGCCGCCGCUCUGGACGCUCUCGCUGGCCCUCCACUCUGAACUGCUAUGAUACCAAAGCAUGGGACGGAGAUGUCAUGCGGAGGGCCAGUGGUUACUUAAUACAAACUUUCAAAUUUUGUUCAUAUAAAUAUCAGUUGGUAUGUUUUUUGCUGUUAUUUAUUUCACAUGUCAUCGAAAAGCACCUUGCAGUGUGGGUAGUGCAUACAGUUGUCAUGUCAUUUACUCGGGUAUCCCCGGCGGACGUCAGUACAUUAAAGGUCCAAUAUGUAAGAAUUAGUGAGAGCUCAUGGUGAGACUGCAGACAGGACGCUCACGCCUCCCUUUCACAAACACGUCAGGGAAACUACGGUGGCCUUCACAUACCAGAAAGGAUGGGGCCCUUGCCUAAAGUACAUAUAAAAGGCUUUUUUCUACAGCAACAAAAACUAAAUUAUUUUUAUUUUAAAGCAGUCGUACACUUAUAUAACAUACAUAUGGGUAGAAUAUUACAUUGCUGCCAAGAAUUCUUACACACUGGACUUUUAAUACAUUAGAAAUGGAAUGUUGAAUGACUCAACUGUCAAAAGAGAAAGGAAAAGAAAGCUAAUGUGCACUUUCAAUACAACAGUGUUCUUAUAGCACCAUGUACAACUAAUGGCAUUGUGGGAUGUAAGCGGAUAGACAUUGGUUCAGGGUAUAUUUUGUAUUUUAAAGGAAUAGUUCUGUCUUGCUGGGAGUGUGCUGAAUGGUCAAAUUUUUGCAGGUGUGGUAGUCUGGAUACAGAUUAUAUAUAUUUUGUUUUUGUUUGAAAACACACAUUUCAAAUGACGAAUGAAAACAUAGUAUGGAUGUAGUUUUAGGCCCAGGUCAUACUUUCCGAAUCUCCACUUUCACCAUCCACCUAUUUAUGCAAGGCCUAUUUUUGACAGACAAACAUCAACAACACCUCCCAAUUUGAUUCCAUGCCGACUUGUUUGGUACGUUUGCUCUCUGUAGUCCUGUCUUCUUCGUUGUCACGCACUUGUUUUGGUCAAACUCAUUGACGAUGCUCAAAGACAUACAAAAGGGGGGGGAACUCACUUGAUUGGCAGUGGAAUUUGACACGAGACUGACGCAGACCCUUAUUUAAUAUGAACUACGUCGAUACCUGGAGGUGUGCUUCCCUCCCAGAUCCGCUUGUCCAGAACCCCCACCACCAAAGCUCAGCGUCCUUGGCGUUAGCGCUCUCAGGGCCGAUGGACUCGACAGUGUCGCCUCCACCCCGGGGUACAUACCCCACACCACCUUUUUUCUCAGAAUAUUCCGACUUUUUUCUCGUAAAAUUUAGAGUCGCUCGAGAACAAUUUUGACUUUUUCUCGUAAUAUUGCGACUUUUCUCGUAAUAUUGCGACUUUUCUCCUAAUAUUGCAACUUUUCUCCUAAUAUUGCGACUUUUCUCCUAAUAUUAUGACUUUUUUUCUCGUAAAAUUACAACUUUUUUUAAUAUUACGACUUUAUUCUCAUAAUGUUAUGAUCUGCUUCCACACUCGGAACCUUUAACCCUACCGUACACCAACCGGGUACCCAACUCUGAAUUAAAUCGCAGAGAGAGAUUGCAUUGUGUACACAGAGAGGAGAAGAACAUGUGACUUGUCGACUCCUCACACGACUUGGUGACUUGACAAAUUGGCUUUUCUAUUAAUGCCCUAAUACUUAGAGAACGUGGAACAAGGAAAGUAAGACCUGGCCCUUGUUGUGUCGCAAAGCUAACCAGAUCCUGGACUUAUUUCAUAUAACUUUCAGCAAGAAUAUCUAUAAGCUUAUUUCUUACCAUGUCACACUAUUGCUUUAAAUAGCACCUGGCAAGCAGGGACUGUCUGCUCCGUAACUCACUGCCUCCCAGCAUUCAGCAGUGUCACUGGUUACAGAACAAGGGUAUGACUGUGGAUUGGGGUUUGGGUCCAUCAGUCAGAAACCAGUCUGACAGGAGGAGCUGCCUGUAAGACUUGAACCGGGCCAAAGAGUGAUAUUCCCGAAAUAUAGAUACUGUAGUUGGACAGGUUAUUGACACCCGGGCAUGUAUCAAGGCAGACAGGUGAAAAGCACCCUGGGAAGCGGUGAAGCCUAUAUAGAUAUUUGGGUUAACAGAUGAAUGGGCCCCCAUAGGGGGUGGAGACAGAGACGUAUGAACGUCUUGCUGGGAUGCCGACAGGUAGAUGAAUGGCGACCACUGCUGCAAACAGAUGGACGGGUAAAUACCAUCCAGUAACGGCUACAUGGAGGAGAAGAGGGGCAUGCUGGGAUGUGGGAAGUGAGACAAAUGAAUGAUCCCCUGUUCAACACAGGUUCCCAGACUUUCUUAAUGUUACUCAGUGUUAUUAUCCUGGCUUUAAUUCAUGAAUUUGUUCUCCUGCUUUUUUUCUCCCCCCUUUUUUCAGGACCUGUGACUGACCUCCAUGAGUUCUUGAUUUUCACUCCUGGUACAGAAACAUUCGACACGAUUAUCAGAAAACUACGACGGAGUAUUAGGGCCAAACUUGAGAAAACAUUUUUCCUUUGAGAAUAAAGUUGUGAUAUUGUGAGAAUAAAGUCGUACUUAUUAUUCAAGCAAAAUCUCAGAUGAUCAGCUGCGUCCAAAUGGGGAACGUGGAAAUUCCGACUUUAUUUUCGUAAUAUUCUGACUUUUUUCUGACAUUUUUAAAAUCACGACUUUAUUCUUGUAAUAUUUCGACUUUUUUCUCGUAAUAUUAUGACUUUUUCAUAUUACGACUUUAAUCUCGUAAUAUUAUGAUUUUUUUAAUAUUACGACUUUUUUCUUGCAAUAUUAAGACUUUUUUUAAUAUUACAACUUUAUUCUUGUAAAAUUCCGACUUUAUUCCUGUAAUAUUAUUACUUCUUUAAUAUUACAACUUUAUUCUCGUAAAAUUUCGACUUUUUACUCGUAAAAUUCCCACUUUAUUCUCGGAGAAAUUAUGACUUCUUUAAUAUAACGACUUUACUCUCAUAAUAUUACGACUUUAUUCUGGAAAGAUUCCAUUUUUUCUCUCUUCAGUUUGGCCCUAUCACUCUGCCGUAGAAAGCAGAGUUGGUUUGUUGUAAUUUUUUUUGUAAUAAGUACAGAUCAUCAGAUUAUAGCAUUUUCUUCAUGGAUCCCCGCUUCCCCCUGGUGCGAUGGCCUUCACAGGUGUCACGGGGAAGAGCGACCAGAUUUACAGUAUUCUUGCAAAUAUAUUUACCUACAGUUUAAAUAUAGACACAGAUAUAUUUGAGUUGAGAUGUUCCGUGGUUUCCCGCAAAAAAAACCAAGUGGACUGUGCAUAUUUCGAGCCGUGGUUUUUUUAAUGUAAAAUAUUUUUCUAGAAAAAAUAAAAGAAUCUGGAUGACUGUCGGUUAA